Molecule: messenger RNA, 1464 nt
Organism: Anthonomus grandis grandis
Lineage: Eukaryota; Metazoa; Arthropoda; Insecta; Coleoptera; Curculionidae
Gene: slim
Product: kelch domain-containing protein 10 homolog
Exons: 4
Coding region: 148-1449 (433 amino acids)
Biological process (GO): positive regulation of stress-activated MAPK cascade
Molecular function (GO): protein binding
Source: RefSeq, a predicted model, not a curated record
UAGGUAUGUUGUCUAUGCAGUUAACCUUUUAACCAGCAAGCAAACUGAAGAGUAGUUAACCUUCAUCUUAAAAUUAUUGUGAAAUUGUUCUAGGUAGUUUUUCAAAAUGUUAAUAAUUGUCGACCUCUGUUCGUGGAUGUACCAUGAAUGUAUUCCAAAAAAUGUCUGGUUUGGCUAAAAAUAUUUUUCAACGCGGUUGGUGGUUUCAUCCUGAAAAUGUGCACUACAACAAGUUGUGAUGAAAGUCUCUAUUCCUUUAAACCAUUUUGCUUUAAAAGGGUUGUUUUUGCUCCCACAAGUGGUAAGAUACCCCAUCCAAGAAGUGGCCAUCGAAUAGGAGCAGAUGCAACUAGUUUUUAUGCCUUUGGAGGGUAUAAUCCUCUAAUAAGAAAUGAGGAGUAUCAUUACGAAGAUGAAUCUUAUAUUGAUUCCUACCCGUUGUUCCAAGAAUUGUGGCAGUUUAAUUUUGCAUCCAAAAAAUGGAGAAAAUUUAGAAACAGUUCUUCUUUGCCAAAGGAAUUGGUAUCAAAUGCAUUGCUUUUGCAUAAACAUUUUUUAAUGGUUUAUGGGGGAACUGGGUCACCAUUCGGCACAAGAUGCAGCAACCAGUUAUAUAUUUGUAAUAUAAAGGAUGAUUCCAUUCCAAUGGAGGAAGUGAGGACUAGUGGUCAGUUACCACUACCCCAAUAUGGCCAAGCUGUUGUAUACCAUAAUGAUUACUUGUUUACCAUAGGUGGAACCACGGGGUUUGAUUAUACGUGUGAUAUUCAUAGACUUAGCCUAAAGACUUUGGUAUGGGAAGCUGUGUACUUGUGUACCGGUGUGGGAGACCAUGAACCUCCAGGACGUUACCGACAUGAGGUCGGUUUUGACGGAAAGAAAAUAUAUAUCCUCGCUGGAGGAACAGCUGAUGAUGUAUAUGACUUUGAUUCCGUACCCGCUUUUGAUAUCGAAAAGCGAGAAUGGUACAGCGAGUUAACCAAACCUGCUGGUAGACAUGGAAUACCAAAGGGACGAAGAUGCCACGGAGCCGCCCAAAUCGAUAAUGGAAAUGGAGUUGAAGUAUUUAUAACAGGCGGUCUUGACGGGCACAUGAUAUUUAGAGAUUUAUGGAGACUUAACCUUAAAAGUUUCCAGUGGACGUUUUUUGAAACCUGUUUUCUUCCGCGACCUACAUAUUUUCACGCUGUCACAGUGACUCCUCAAGGAAGAUUGUACGUUUUCGGUGGAAUACAUAGCAUAGAUGAUGAAGUAAAAAGAAGUAAUGCGGUAUUUUCUACUUGGGUUUGUUUUCCUAAAUUGAGCGAAUUGUGUUGGGAGGCGAUUCUUUAUUAUAGCCCGGAUAUUUCACAAUGUUCAGGUGAUGAUCUUAUUAAUUUGGGAUUACCUAGACAUUUUGUGUAUCGGUUAGGUGAGAAAAGUAAAACUUGUAAAUAUUACUUUUUUUAGUUUUAUUGCAUCAAU